Molecule: messenger RNA, 328 nt
Organism: Aedes albopictus (Asian tiger mosquito)
Lineage: Eukaryota; Metazoa; Arthropoda; Insecta; Diptera; Culicidae
Exons: 1
Coding region: 1-174 (57 amino acids)
Source: RefSeq, a predicted model, not a curated record
AUGCCCUUUAACUGCAGUCGUGACUGUGUUGGUAUUAGAUACCGCAUCAACUCCCUGCACCAGACCUGGAAGUGGUUGCACCAGACCAUCGCCCUGCAUGAAUAUCUCAUCUCUAUGAGCGCUUCGGACACGGACGCUUUCGGUCAAGAAGGUAUCGAGUGCGGCGCAAUCUAAGGAGCUCAGUGCCAGUUGUACCAGUAAAUCUUAGUAACCCACUACCGCCUACUACGUUAGUCUAUCGAGUUAAGAGAAAGUGUUAGCUUAGCCGCAAUAAAUCAGUUCAGUAGUUUUAAAGAGAAAAGUGCGAAGAUUGUCAACUUUUUUCCUC